Messenger RNA from Arachis duranensis, 1146 nucleotides. Its product is annotated as ethylene-responsive transcription factor ESR1-like. NCBI's taxonomy places the organism in Eukaryota, Viridiplantae, Streptophyta, Magnoliopsida, Fabales, Fabaceae. Gene Ontology annotation, biological process: regulation of DNA-templated transcription. The transcript has 2 exons. Gene Ontology annotation, molecular function: DNA binding; DNA-binding transcription factor activity. The record is from RefSeq and is a predicted model, not a curated record. The coding region runs from base 25 to 1146 and encodes 373 amino acids.
UAUAGUUCAAUAAUAAUAACAUAUAUGGCAGAAACUGAGGAUAAGAAACAUGCUCCUCCUCCACCACCACCAACAGCAACAACUGAAGAGGCCGCCAUCGCAGCCGCCGCGACCACCAACAACAUAGGUCAACAAGCAAACAAUAAAUCCAGCAGCAACAACAUGGUAAGAAGGUUCAUAGGGGUGAGGCAAAGGCCCUCAGGGAGAUGGGUGGCAGAGAUUAAAGACUCAUCUCAGCAUGUGAGAUUAUGGCUUGGUACCUAUGAUUCACCUGAACAGGCUGCUAGGGCUUAUGAUGAAGCUGCUAGAGCACUUCGUGGUGACAAUGCAAGAACCAACUUUGCACCACCCUCGUCUUCGUCAUCACCACCACUACCUCCUCCAUCUCCAGGAAAUAAUAACAAUAAUAAGCAUGGAUUAAGCUUUGCCUCAUUGAAAGCAAAGUUGAGCAAGAACUUGCAAAGCAUCAUGGCAAGGGCUAAUCACAACAACAAAUCUUCAUCAUCAAAGAGUAGAGUGAGUGAUCAUUUCACCUUUGCUAGCAUAUUCAAUCGCAACAGGAACAAUAAUCAUCAUCAACAACAUGCUCCUCCUCCUCCUAUGGUAAUAGAUGUUAAGAACAUUGACAAAGUGGUGCAACCUAGCAUCAUAGUACCACCACACAAGGACCAACAUCAUCAACAUUAUUAUGAGCCUAAUAACAACAACAACUGGGAAACUUCAAGUGUCUCUGAUUGUAGCAACGAGUGGAUCAUAAACAAUAAUGGGUUGUUCCAAAAACAUAGGUUGUUGUUGGAUUCAUCAUCAUCAGCAGGUUCUGAUAAUGAUGGUGAGUUUGGUUGUGUUGGUGAUCAAGGGGUUUUGGAUCAACUAAUGGGGUGGGUUGAUAGCACUCAGAUUAGUAGUAGUGAUGAGGGUUUAUCAUCAUCAAGGAGCAAAAGAUUCAAGGUAGCUUCUUCAGUUCUUGUGCCACCAACUUUCACUGCUUCUUCUUCUCCUUCUCCUUAUUAUUAUUAUGAUUGCGCUUCUCCAUACACUAGUGCUUCUGGAUCUCCAUAUAAUGGUGUUGGUAGUUAUUAUGGUUAUGGUUAUGGCUCCCCUAAUUACUAUGGCUCUCACUAUAAUAACAGUAACGAUAGCAAAUAA